This is a messenger RNA of Diaporthe batatas, 1723 nucleotides long. RefSeq lists its product as uncharacterized. The transcript is spliced from 2 exons. The record is from RefSeq and is a predicted model, not a curated record. Gene Ontology annotation, molecular function: FAD binding. Lineage: Eukaryota; Fungi; Ascomycota; Sordariomycetes; Diaporthales; Diaporthaceae. The coding region runs from base 102 to 1649 and encodes 515 amino acids.
GCAGGAUCCCUCUACAGUAUAUAACAGAGUGGCUCACAAAGCUGGCUCGAACAUGGCAAAGGGUGUUCCCAGCAAAGACAUCUCAACUUUGCUGUAAUACAAUGGCGACAAUAGAAGGUGUGACAGGGAAGCAGUUUGCCCUCGGGACAAAGGAGUACCCCGAGUGGCAGUACCAGUACGCCACGACAACUUACGGCGUUGACCAUGAUAUGCAGCCGGGCCUGAUCAUCCAGCCCGAGAGCAAACAGGACAUCAAGCUCGCAGUGCUCUUCGCCAGGGCCCAGAAGAAGGCCAUCGCCAUCCGCACAGGUGGCCACCAGUACAGCGGCGCCUCGUCCACGAGCAAGGAUAAUAUCCUGCUCGACCUUCGCACCACCUUCCAGGGGCCCGAAGACCUGGCCUACUUCGAGAAAGACGACAACAGCUACGUCCGCGCCAGCGUGAGCUGGAGCCUGGGCAGGUUCAACGCCUUCCUGGGGUCCCACAAGGCCUUCGUGCCUCACGGGCAAUGCACGGCCGUGCACGUGGGCGGACACGCCCAGACGGGCGGGUACGGGCAGCUGGGCCGCAGCUUCGGGCUGUUUGGGGACCACAUCCGGUCGCUCGAGGUGGUCGACCACGCCGGUGAGGAGAGGGAGGUAACGCGGGCGGGGGACCCGGAGCUCUUCUACGCGUGGCUGGGUGGCAGCCCGGGGAACCUGGGGGUGCUGACGCAUUUCACCGUCGAGGUUCACCGUGACGCCGACUACCCCGGCUCGCGGGGGCUCAAGGCGCUCCACCUGUACGACACCAAGAAGCUGCGGCAGCUGUUGCAGGUGCUGGCCGAGAUGAACGACGACGAGGACUUCCCGCGCAACUACGACCUGUGCAUCAGCGUGCUGAGCUCGUCGUUUGACAUCCUGGGCCUCAUGGGCGGGCUAGACAACAAGAUGGAGGAAGCGCACCCCGAGAUCUUCGGCGAGGACGGCAAUCCCGUGUGGCCGCGCAUGAUCGUUGUGUACGCGCAGUUUGUCCCCUUCACCAAGGACGACAGGCCCGACAUGGGCUUCUUCGAGCGCCUGCGCACGGGCUGCUGGUUCCAGACGGGCGUGGAGGAGAAGCCCAUGUCGGAGCUGACGGCCGACUGGAUCUUCCGAAAUACCAGGGAGUUCGACCUGCCCUACGUCAAGCGGACGUAUCUGACCACCUCGACGGAGCUGAGCACCAACGGCUGGGUCGACUGGGUGGUCGGGAGGAUGGACGAGGUCGUUCGGCCAGUCGGGAACGGCCAGUGGCUCUCGGCGCAGCUGCAGUGCUUUGGUGGCAAGCACUCGCGGUUCAGAACGAAUGCCGAUAACGGGACGUCGUUCAGCUGGCGGGACUCGACUUUUUGUUUCACCAUCGACAACUUUCACAAGCCAUCUAAGAAGGCCGCCGCCGAGGCAUGGGCGCACACAAACGAUGUGCAGGCCAUCGGGCCCAAGGGCAUCUUCAGCAAGCAGGACCGACGUGUGCUGUGGGGAUCGUAUGGAAACUUCGACCUCGAUGAGGCAUGGGGGUUCUAUUACGAUGACCGGACUCAGUACGAGAGGUUAAUGAAAGCUAGGAAGAUCGCUGAUCCUAAUGGAACCUUUACUCCAAACACUUUCUUAGUUAAGAGAGCGGCCUAAGUUUAAUAGAUUAGUUAAAAUUAUAAUUAUUAUAUAUUUUAAAGUAGUUAUAAAUAUAUAAAAGUAUUAUAUAA